Messenger RNA from Dunckerocampus dactyliophorus (ringed pipefish), 2909 nucleotides. It is a transcript of the gene anks3, whose product is annotated as ankyrin repeat and sterile alpha motif domain containing 3. Gene Ontology annotation, molecular function: protein binding. Gene Ontology annotation, cellular component: cilium. The coding region runs from base 345 to 2264 and encodes 639 amino acids. Lineage: Eukaryota; Metazoa; Chordata; Actinopteri; Syngnathiformes; Syngnathidae. The record is from RefSeq and is a predicted model, not a curated record. The transcript has 15 exons.
CGUAAACUAGAAGUAGAAGAAACCGGAAGCGAUUUACCGUUGGCAUGCUAACAGUAAAGUUUUGAGUUUAACUAAUCAAUUUAGUCUUUGUCUUUAUCUUUGACAUUUGGUACAUAGUAUAUAUUAGUGUAAAGCUGUACCACUGACAGAGAGUUCGUAAGUUGGGUGACCGGAGGGAGGGCAAAGUGUUUUGUUUUUUAAAAGUCAGUUAAAGCUAGCUUAAAUAGCUAACUCAUAGGAGACACUUAUUCCGAGUAUCAAUGCUAAACUAACUUUUGGACUCGACGUCUUAAAAGCUUUUGUUUUGAACUCUAUUGACUGUUGCGGACUGGGUUAGAAGAUAAAUGUCUGAGCUAAGCGAUGAGGCCAGUGAGUCGGAGCAGUUGGGUGUCAGUCUCUCCCUGUGGCUGGGUGAGUCUUUGGUGAGAGCCGAGGAGCUGGAUGUCCCUCUGGACCUGCACACCGCCUGCUCCAUCGGCCAGUAUGAUGUGGUGGCAGAGUGCAUCAAAAGGCGUGAAGUGGACCUGAAUGGGAGAAACGUUGGAGGAUGGACUCCCUUAAUGUAUGCAUCAUACAUAGGCCAUGACAAUAUUGCCAAUCUCCUGCUUGAAGUUGGUGUGAAUGUCAACGCCACCACCACUAAAGGACAGACCCCCUUGAUGCUGGCAGCGAGCUGUGGGAAUGAAAGUAUCGCCUACUUCCUGCUUCAGCAAGGUGCUGAGUUGGAGCUGAAGGACUGUCGAGGCUGGACGGCUCUGUUCCACUGUACGAGCACGGGUCACCAGCAGAUGGUGAAGUUUCUGCUUGAUAACAAUGCUGAUGCCAAUGUGAGGGAGCCUGGGUCUGGAUUCACUCCCCUGAUGGAAGCUGCUGCUUCUGGGCACGAAAUCAUUGUUCAGUACCUGCUUGAUCAUAAAGUUAAAGUCAAUGAGCGCAACGCCAAAGGAGAGACAGCCCGAGCCCUCGCCAUGAUGUACGGCUACACCAAGAUAGCAAGCCUCAUCGACUCACGUUCUCCAAGGAACAAAGCAGGACAUUUUGAAGACCUCAGCUCCUCAGAAGACUCAGACAGCCCCCCGCCAAGGCCGAGACCCAGCCGCAGCCGCGCUAAAGGCAUUAGCAUCCAUGACGGGCCACAGGCGAUUGCUAAGUUUAGAGUCGGAGGUGCUGGCAGGACAGGAGGACUGUGUGAGCCUCGUGCAGCACGGACUGGCUACAUGGCAUUGAGUGAUGUCUGCAAUCAGAGCGACAGUAUCUGCUAUCGUGAUGUGACCUCGCCCAUCAACGAGCUCGACGGCCAGAGUAACAGCAGCAGAGAUGACAGUCCAUUCUUUGACAACGACAUGCCCACCAUGAGGAGCAGCAGUAGCAGCAGUGAAGGUCUACCUCCCAUCAACGGCUGGGAAGCCUCGGUGGAGAGUAACGAGGACUCUGACCAGUGCAAAAAGAGUAGCUCACGCCGACUGAAUAAGGCUCAUCACUCCAAAGGCAAGAGUCGCCAUGGUGGCAAUGAUGCAGCUCACACGGGAGCUACAGGGGACUGUGGGAUGUGCUCGCAUGUUCCAUCAUCCUACAACGGUCCUAAAGAUCUGGCCGAGUUCUUGGAACAACUUGGCUUCUCAAAGUAUCUCCCUGUACUGGAGGAGCAAGACAUCGACCUACGCAUUUUUCUCACCCUGACAGAGAAUGACCUGAAAGAGAUAGGGAUCACAUUGUUUGGACCAAAGCGGAAGAUGACAUCUGCCAUUGCGAGGUGGCACAGCAGUGCUCGCCCUCCAAGUGAUGCCCUGGAGCAGGCUUAUGCUGACCAGCUGGAGGCUGAGAUGCAGGAGAUGGCCAUUCAGCUGCACAAACGCUAUGAGGAGGUGGAGGGCCUGCAGAGCCAGGUGUCUCAGGAGAAGGAGUUACGCACCGUGAUGGAGGGAUGUCUGAUGGAGGACAAGAUGGCAUGGAGGAGAUUGCACACAGAGCUGGUGGAGAACCACCGGCUGGCCCAGGAAAUGAAUGCUACAUUAGCUAAGGCAAGAGUGUCUCACUCUGAACUGGUCACUACACUCACUGCUGACAGCUUUUUGAACGGUGUGGAAGUGAAAACAAAAUGUGACACAGCUGCUGGGUGUCCGACACUUUCCAGUGCAGUUGAGCUUUUGAAGAAAGUGGAUUCCUACCAAGAAGAACUUGUGGGGACCUUACAAACGGUGCUUCAGAGUCUGAGGCGACUGAGUGCCCCUGAAAAAGUUUCAGAUAGUUGGGAAAAGCCUUAAUCUUUGCAGUGGCUUCUGCCAGUGUUGACGGAGGGUGAAAUGACCACCCUAAACAAUGUCCAGUGCCAAAGACAAGGCCAGCCCUGCCUGUCUACUGGGAUCAGCGCAGGGACUAGACCAGAUCUGAGCUAUCCGCGUGUGGGCUAGGCCAAACGACAAGCAGGCAGGAGGGACACAUGACUCUCACACACUUGCGCAUGUGUGCUUGCAUUGGUCAAUUGAGGACGGCGAUCAGUUGUACUGUGGAGCACAUGCUGCAAUGCUGUGAAAUACGCUCACGAAAAUGUGGUUUCAAUUUUAAACAACUAAAUAAAGAGGUUGACUCCAUUAAGUAUUUAGUCUCUUUAGUCUGUUCAGGUUCAGAAAUGUUCUGCUGAGUUGUAAUUGAUGAUUUGACUGAAAUACCUUGGAAAUGUCCUGCUGAAUGUAUUCAAAUAAAAAAAUCUAACAGCAUUAGGUAAUCUCUGACAUCAUUGUAUAAGCAGUGCCUUUUUUCAUUUAAAUUAUUGGUUCAGUCUGGGUAUGAUCUUUUUCUUGACAUUUAAAGAUACAAAACUUUUAUAUAUUUUAUGUGGAGCAGAGUACACCAUAAACUGUCUUUACACUCAGUGUCCAGCAGAGGGUACUCCUUUGUAAAUCGUCAGC